AUGGAAGGAGUAAUCUAUAAAGGAGUAAGUAAAGCUAAUGGAAAUGAAAAUGCCACAGAAGGGUCAAUUGUUAAUUACAGAUGGACUGGAAGUCAUUUCACCAGGGAAGUUCUUGAGAAUCAGAAAUUCAAUGUUAGGAUGUUAAGAGAAGAAGUAAAGAUUAAAUUUGGAAUAGAGGUUAGUAUGGGACAAUGUAGGAGAGCCAAGCAAUAUGCAAUGUCUCUUAUUAAAGGUACCAUAGUGGAAAAUUAUGCAAAGUUGUGGUCCUAUGGUGAGGAGAUAAAAAGUGUCAAAGCCUUAAAAAGUAAAGUCAAAAAGAGGAAGGCUAAAGGUGAAGAUAAAACUAGUGCAUUGAAGAAAAUGAAGGGUAAAGCUAGUGCAUUGAAGAAAGGGAAGGGUCAAGUGCAAAGGGGGAAUGGUGUAAAAAAGGGAAAAGGUGAAGGUGAAGGUGGAAGUGGAAUUGGUUUCAAAACGGGACAAGGUGAAUGUGGGUCGACAAGUGUUGUGGAUAAGAAAAAUGGUAAAAAAGAAGGUACAGUGAAGUUAAGAAAAAAGUUAGAGAAGAUAAUACAGAAAAAGUUGGCAAAAACAGUUGAAGGAAAAAAUAGUGAAGGUGAUACAUCAACCAAACCAAUGGACUUGGAUUAA
Lactuca saligna is the source of this 648-nucleotide messenger RNA. The record is from the annotation of a GenBank genome assembly. Lineage: Eukaryota; Viridiplantae; Streptophyta; Magnoliopsida; Asterales; Asteraceae.